Molecule: messenger RNA, 1215 nt
Organism: Coffea arabica (coffee)
Lineage: Eukaryota; Viridiplantae; Streptophyta; Magnoliopsida; Gentianales; Rubiaceae
Product: probable NAD(P)H dehydrogenase (quinone) FQR1-like 3
Cellular component (GO): membrane
Molecular function (GO): FMN binding; NAD(P)H dehydrogenase (quinone) activity
Source: RefSeq, a predicted model, not a curated record
UUAUCUCCAACGUGGCGAAGCUAUCCAUCUUUUCUGCUGCGAGAUUAAUUCCUUUUUGUUUUCCUUCUGUUGGGUGUGGAAUAGGUUUUGUGGUUCAUCAUGUACGUUAGCAAAAGAGGAGUCGUGAUGUUGAUGAUCCAUGAAAAUGUCAAAUUUUGGUAGCAAAAUCCCGUCUCCGUACUGUGCUCCGAUCGGUGUUCGUAUCAGAUUCCCUAAUGUAUUCGUAUGUAAAAAUGUAAAUGUUAGUAUUAAGUAUUUAUGCAAACGUUGAAUUUGAUGAUGAUCUAACCUAAUUAAAGACACCGUCGCCGCUUUCCAGUCCAAGGUGACUUUUUUAUGUUGAGAACUCAAUUGUUUUCUUCUUUACACAAGCAAAUUAAUUCCCUUCAAAAUUUGGUGUGGCUUACCUUCUUCAGAGAUCAACUAUGUCCACCACUAAAGUUUAUGUAGUAUAUUAUUCACUGUACGGGCAUGUAGACAGUAUGGCAAGAGAAAUACAGAAAGGAGCCAAUUCUGUGGAAGGAGUUGAGGCAACCCUUUGGCAGAUGUAGGUGCCUGAGACUUUGCCGGAGAAAAUAUUGGAGAAGAUGAAGGCUCCCGCAAAAGCAGAUGAUGUGCCCGAGAUUAGGCCGGAGCAGCUUGUGGAGGCUGAUGGUUUUCUGUUUGGUUCUCCUUCUCGGUUUGGGAUGAUGGCUGCCCAAGUCAAGGCUUUCUUUGAUGCUACUCAUGAACUUUGGGCUACUCAGGCGCUUGCUGGCAGGCCUGCCGGGGUCUUCUGGAGUACUGGUUUCCAUGGUGGUGGCCAGGAGCUUACCGCAUUAACAUUCAUAACACAGUUGGCACACCACGGGAUGAUAUUUGUUCCUCUUGGGUAUACCUUUGGGAGUGGAAUGUUUGAGAUGAAUGAGGUAAAGGGUGGAUCUUCCUACGGCGCUGGAACUUAUGCAGCAGACGGAUCUCGUCAGCCUACGAAGCUGGAACUUCAGCAAGCCUUUCAUCAGGGAAAGUACGUUGCUGAAAUUACCAAAAAGCUGAAAAAAUCUUCCCCUCAAGUGUAGCGAAUAUCAAGUUGUACUAGUUUAUACCAAAAUUUGCAAGUGUUAAAAAUUACAUCAAUGACUUUGAACUGUACAAGUCACCUUAUCACGCCCGUUUCCGCAAAGAACAAUAAAAUUCUAACAAAAAGGUAAUGAUAUUUUGGUGUAAAUUUUUUUU